Molecule: messenger RNA, 1693 nt
Organism: Dreissena polymorpha
Lineage: Eukaryota; Metazoa; Mollusca; Bivalvia; Myida; Dreissenidae
Exons: 2
Coding region: 77-1321 (414 amino acids)
Source: RefSeq, a predicted model, not a curated record
AUUUUCUUUAUACAGAGAUUAUAUUGCGUUUUCAGAAUUAGUACGCACAAUUGGAACCGAAUAUUGCACUCCAACAAUGGACGAUAGUCAUGAACACGUGCUAUCGGAACAGCUCUGCAGCUCCAUACAUCCUGUCAGAUAUAUCGGACUCGCGUUGCAACAGAUACCUCCUGCUUGUGUGCUCAGGACAUCCGGUACGAACGCUAAACGACAAUUUCACUCAGUGGACUUUCAAUCUAUAGCGUCGCUUCUCCAGAAUUUCUUUAAAUCAAGGAAUCACACAUUGGGAUGUGGUUACGAUGAGAGUCGACUUCGUCGCUUCAAAACGGAGGUUUCACUACAUAUCGAAGAUGAACAUGUUUUACCACUAAGGGCAGACAACAACGUGUCCUGUUUGUCCUUAGAAACGCGACUCUACGCCACUCCGCAUACAAUUCCGAGGGGGCUCAAGAGCAACUUAUCAGCUAGAAAACGAUCCAUGUCUGAGGUCGUCAAGGCCUGGAGGUCACAUGCGUCACUGGUGCAGUAUAGGCAACAUUCAUCAUGUAGUAUUAAAGCCGGUAGUCAAGAAUCAAAAUCAAAAGGCAGGUUACGACGAUUUCGGACUGAGCUUUCGUUGACUUCAAUUGACGCGUUUCCGUUAGUGGAAGAUCCGCGUGACGACGUGUCCUCUACGUCAUGUUCGUCGGAAAUUGCUUCGGACAUGGAAAGUUUCGUAACUGCAAAUGAAAGCUUUGUUUCGACCGAGUCGCUGAUAUCACAUUCAAACAGUGUACAUACAUCACAUGUCGACAUGCCUUGCUCGACACCGGAUAUGGAGCUGCGUGAACCACGAGACCGUAAGUACUCUCGUGGAGUGUGUUACAACGUGCAAAACCAGACGAUUAUGUCGUAUAGUGAGUCUGGCUCGGAGACUGACGGCAGUUUUGUCAGUGCAAACACAAGGCAAACUGUGGAUGACGUCCACGGCGAUAUUAAAGAUGGAGAUUUUCGAAACACAUUGGCGUCAAACAGCUUUUUUCUUGAAAAGUACAUAAUAAAUGAAAACAAGCACAGAAAGUAUAGCCGGUUGUCUUGGGUGUGUCUGCCGAAAAAUCGUUUAUCACGGAGCAAGGUUAAGUCUUUUGAGAGCAUCGCUAGGAUGACCAGGAUAGGAACUCGCCAUAACGUAGUCACGUUUCCGUUAGACGCACUGUUCACGCAGCGUGUGUCUAGCAAGAAACAGAAGCACAGUCUCACGUUGGUUGACCUCCUGUGUGGAUGCAGAAAGCCAGCGCCGAGGAAGAGGCGAUGCGAAACAGAGUUGGGCCUGUUACGUUAAUACUCACUUUACCUACAGUUUCUCUGUAUAAACACCAUCAACAUUAUAUGAGGAUUAUAAUACAGAAAUGGGCGCUCUAUACUACAUUUAGAGUCCAUAUGACACUAUACUUCCCCAAAUGUCCCCUACUUAGAUUAUGGUGAAGGAUGAUGGUUAAAGAUCUUCUACCGGUAUAUUAAUGCACAGCAGUUUGUUCAUUUCCGUAACUAUGUAAGAUAAGUGGAAAUGUUUUCUCAACGUUGGAAAUGUUUUCUCAACGUUUACAAUAUUAAUUUAAAAAUUAUGUUACUUAUGCUAAUAAAUUAAGACAAUUUACAAUUGCUUAUAUUUUGUUAAUUAAUGGUGUUGAUUUAGACGGAACCGAUAUUUAAA